AUGUUCAAUUCAAUUUUUCGUAACAUUUUGGGCACUGAAGAACCCCCAACCAAAGUCCUGGAAGUGCGCUCUGACAAUUACAUCUCAAGGCCUAUACAUUACAGAGAAGAUUCCAUGUUAUUGUAUGGUCCAAAGGCAGAUUCAAAGAGUCCAAAAGAUAAAUAUUAUGAAAUAGUUCUUCAUAAACCAUUUACUGAGAGCUUACAUCAGAUGUACAGUUUAUGUCGAGCAACUAAUUUAGAAAGUGCAGAAGAAAAGUUCAUUGUUUAUAAAGAAAGAAUACCAAUUUUCAUCAAAAUAACUAAAGAGUGUACAGUACCAAUACUUCAAAAGCUUUGUGAUACAUUAACUGAACACCAAUCAUGGACGAUAGCACACUUAGUGGCUCAUUUUGGUCUCACUGAAUUGUUCAAUGAUGCUAAUGUUCAAAAACAUAUUGAUGAUACUGACCCAUUGACUGGAGCAACUCCUCUUAUGGUUGCAGUAAAAGCUUGUAAUGUACGAAUGGUUCAAAGUUUGGUAUCUUUGAACAGUUCACUGGAUGUAAUCGAUCUAGAAGGUAACACCGUGUUCCAUUACGCAGGUGCAAGUAAUAAGGAGAUUGUUAAUGCAUUAGUAAGCAAAAACCCAUCAUCCUUAAACGUGUAUAACAAGCAAGGGUACACGCCACUUCAUACUGCUUGCCUCGCCAAUGCACCAGAUUGCGUGCGCGCGUUAAUGGCGGCCGGAGCUGACGUCAACCUUACAGCUGCUAAAAGAUCUACCAGCACAUUACCAGGUAUAGUCGGGGAUCUGAUGCAAAACAACCAACCAAAGCUUCACCAACAAGAUAUGAAACACGGCGGCACACCUCUACAUUGGUCCACAUCUCGAGAAGUGAUCGAGGCUUUAGCCGACAAAAACUGUGACAUAAACGCACUAAACUUCGACGGCAGAACUGCUUUACACAUAAUGGUUUUACGCGGUCGAUUAGAAUGUGCCAUAGCUUUAUUGUCCCGAGGAGCUGAGCCGUCUAUAGGCGAUAAGGAAGGCAACACACCAUUACAUUUGGCCGUGAAACAAACCAGUACAGCGAUCGUACAAGCAUUGAUUGUUUUCGGAGCAAAUUUGGAAGCUAAGAACAAUAUGGGUAAUACGGCAAGACAUAUAAUACCUACGGAAUUGUCGAACAGUCCCUAUGAUAGAAUACUGUAUAUGCUGCAUGCGGUUGGAGCUAAAAGAUGCUCUCCCGAAACCCCUGGAUGUGGCCCCAGUUGUUCUCACCGGGGGGACUACAAUGGUGUACCCCCUCCAGCAGUCGCUCGCUCCGCGACAAGGGAUCUCGUCGACCAGAUGUUAUCUGUCGGCGCUAUGGAGAAAUCUACAUGUUUUGACGCAAACCAAAAACAAGGCAGGUUACUAUGUUUAGACGGCGGUGGUAUCAGAGGCCUGGUUUUAGUUCAGUUACUCUUAAGCUUGGAAGAGGCAGUCGGUAGACCUAUCAUACACUGCUUCGACUGGGUGGCUGGCACUAGUACUGGGGGUAUUUUGGCUUUGGCCUUAUCAUGCGGUAAAUCGCUCAGGGAAUGUCAAAGGUUAUACUUCAGGAUGAAGGAAUUUGCCUUCGUUGGCAUGAGACCUUAUCCAUCUGAUGCACUGGAGAAUAUAUUGAAGGAAUGUCUAGGAACAGAAACGGUGAUGGCAGACAUCAAACACCCCAAGCUUUUGAUCCUAGCUAUAUUAGCUGACCGCAAGCCUGUGGAUUUGCAUAUAUUUAGGAAUUACAAGUCUGCUCAGGAGAUACUCAAUGAACACAAUGGAACUACAAGUGCACAAGCCGAAGCAGGGGAUCAGGCGUCUGUAGUGUCUUUAGCGGCCCCUUGCUCUCCCACCGAGCAGCUGGUGUGGCAAGCGGCUCGUGCCACUGGUGCCGCACCUUCCUACUUCAGAGCUUCUGGCAGGUAUUUAGACGGAGGUUUAAUGGGCAACAACCCGACUUUGGAUGUCCUAACUGAAUUGACAGAGUUGAAUCUCGCUCUUAGAGCCACGGGCAAACAAGAUGAAGCAAAAAAAACUAACUUGAAAGUGGUCGUUUCUUGCGGAACAGGUCUGAUACCCGUAACAAAACAAAAGGACAUAGAUGUUUUCAAACCGGAGAGUGUAUGGGAUACGGCGCGGCUGGCUUUCGGACUGAGCUCUAUUGGACGCUUGUUGGUAGACCAGGCGACUCAAGCAGACGGCCGAGUGGUCGAACGUGCUAGGGCGUGGUGCUCAGGAAUAGGCGUACCUUACUAUCGGUUCGCGCCGCAGAUGUCCAAGGAAGUGGCCAUGGACGAACGGUCUGACGAGAUCCUCGUGACCAUGCUGUGGGAAGCAGCUGCCUACAUGCACACCCAUAGGGACAGAGUUGCUGAGUUGGCAGCGCUACUCAAUAACAGCGGUGACAUGUUAAAUAAUGAACUUAAAUGA
Messenger RNA from Arctia plantaginis, 2448 nucleotides. The record is from the annotation of a GenBank genome assembly. NCBI's taxonomy places the organism in Eukaryota, Metazoa, Arthropoda, Insecta, Lepidoptera, Erebidae.